GCGCGUGCAGCUGCGUCUGUCACUCCGCGCAUGCGCAGUAGUGGCUGGACGCGGCCCGGGAUGUCCGGCCGGGUGAAGCGGGAGCGGGAGUCCCGGCCGUCCCCGCGGAGCUCGGCCUCGGGCCGGGUGAAGCGGGAGCCGGCGGGGUCGCGCGGCUCCUCCCGAGGGAAGCGCGAGGCGGAGCCCGAGCGGGUCCGGGUGAAGCGCGAGCCCGAGGACGGGCCGCCCCGGGCCAAGCGGGAGCGCGAGGCCGAGGAGGAGCCGGAGUCGGAGCCGGAGCCGACAGUGAGAUAUGGCCGAUUUGAUCCCGAGGACCGGCGCAGCAGACACUGCCCAUACCUGGACACUAUUAACAGGAGUGUUCUGGAUUUUGACUUUGAGAAGCUGUGCUCCAUCUCACUCUCGCAUAUAAACGUCUAUGCUUGCCUGGUGUGUGGGAAGUACUUCCAGGGCCGUGGGUUGAAGUCUCACGCUUACAUUCACAGCGUACAGUUCAGCCAUCACGUCUUUCUGAACCUCCACACCCUCAAGUUCUACUGUCUGCCAGACAACUACGAGAUCAUUGACUCCUCGCUGGAGGACAUCACUUAUGUGUUGAAGCCCACUUUCACCAAGCAGCAAAUCGCCAAUUUGGACAAACAAGCCAAACUUUCGCGGGCAUAUGAUGGCACCACUUACCUGCCUGGCAUUGUGGGACUGAAUAACAUCAAGGCCAAUGACUAUGCCAAUGCAGUACUCCAGGCCUUGUCUAACGUCCCACCUCUGCGGAACUACUUCCUGGAGGAGGAGAACUACAAGAACAUCAAGCGCCCACCAGGGGACAUCAUGUUCCUGCUCGUUCAGAGGUUUGGAGAGCUGAUGAGGAAGCUGUGGAACCCCCGAAAUUUCAAGGCUCACGUCUCUCCCCAUGAAAUGCUGCAGGCUGUGGUCCUGUGCAGUAAGAAGACCUUCCAGAUUACCAAGCAAGGUGAUGGCGUUGACUUCCUCUCCUGGUUUCUAAAUGCCUUGCACUCUGCUCUUGGCGGGACAAAGAAGAAGAAAAAGACCAUUGUGACCGACGUGUUCCAAGGCUCCAUGCGGAUCUUUACCAAAAAGCUUCCACACCCUGACCUGCCAGCAGAGGAGAAGGAGCAGCUGCUGCAAAAUGAUGAGUACCAGGAGACAAUGGUGGAAUCCACCUUCAUGUACCUGACCCUCGACCUCCCCACUGCCCCGCUGUACAAGGACGAGAAGGAGCAGCUGAUCAUCCCCCAGGUGCCGCUCUUCAACAUCCUGGCCAAGUUCAACGGCAUCACUGAGAAGGAGUAUAAAACCUACAAGGAGAAUUUUCUCAAGCGCUUCCAGCUGACCAAGCUGCCUCCCUACCUCAUCUUCUGCAUCAAGCGGUUCACCAAGAACAACUUCUUUGUGGAGAAGAACCCCACCAUCGUCAACUUCCCCAUCACGAACGUGGAUCUCCGGGAGUACCUGUCCGAGGAAGUGCAGGCCGUGCACAAGAACACCACCUACGACCUCAUCGCCAACAUCGUGCAUGAUGGGAAACCCACCGAGGGCUCCUACAGAAUUCACGUGCUGCAUCAUGGCACGGGCAAGUGGUAUGAGCUGCAAGACUUACAGGUGACCGAUAUCCUGCCCCAGAUGAUAACGCUCUCAGAGGCCUAUAUCCAGAUCUGGAAGAGGCGGGAUGAGGAUGAGACCAACCAGCAGGGGGCAUGAGAGGAGAGCAGAGUGCUACAGAUGUUUACUACCAUCCUCUCCAGGGAACCGGGGGAGAGACUGGGACGCUGCCCCCCCCCCCAGCUGGACAGCGCUUCUCAUCCCCGGCCUUGCACAAUACGUGUCAGCAGGACGCAGACCGAUCAGCUUCUCCACCAGCCUCUGAGGGGACGGUGGGAUGGAUCACCCAGUGCCCUUCUGCUGCUCAGCU
This is a messenger RNA of Malaclemys terrapin pileata, 1927 nucleotides long. RefSeq names its product ubiquitin specific peptidase 39 (gene USP39). Gene Ontology annotation, biological process: spliceosomal complex assembly; protein deubiquitination; mRNA processing. NCBI's taxonomy places the organism in Eukaryota, Metazoa, Chordata, Testudines, Emydidae. Bases 31 to 1716 code for a protein of 561 amino acids. The transcript has 13 exons. The record is from RefSeq and is a predicted model, not a curated record. Gene Ontology annotation, molecular function: cysteine-type deubiquitinase activity; zinc ion binding.